This is a messenger RNA of Geodia barretti, 655 nucleotides long. The record is from the annotation of a GenBank genome assembly. Lineage: Eukaryota; Metazoa; Porifera; Demospongiae; Tetractinellida; Geodiidae.
GCUUGUAUUCUCAGCAAUUUCUGCCAAAAUGGCUGCUUCAGCAGGGGGUGCAGGAGCGAGAGCCGUGAACGGCGAGGGCCUAAAGAGUGGGCAGAAGGCCACGAGCGUCUCCGUGGACGACUCGGAGACGUGGGUGGAGGCCAAGCGCUACACGGUGUACAAGGUGGUGGUUCGGAAAGCCGACAAGGCCUACUUUGUAUUCAGGAGGUACAAUGAGUUCCACGAACUCCACGAAAAGCUCAAGAAAAGGUUCCCAGAGAAUGGGCUCAAGUUGCCAGGGAAACGGAUCCUCGGCAACAACUUUGACCCCGACUUCAUCAGACAGCGAAAGACAGGUCUCCACGACUUCAUCGGGAGAGUCAUGAAGAUUCCUGGAGCUCUAGAUUUCCCUCCAGUGAGGGAGUUCCUGUCAUUAGACGACACACGAGCUGCCCUCCCUAUCUAUGACCAGGAGCCGAUUGACGAACCGGUGGAGCCCUGGGCCGGGGGAGGAGCCGGCGAGGGUCACAUGGACUUGGGAGACACGGAGAAAGAGACUGCCAUAAUCACCGACUUCAACCUCCUCAAGGUCAUCGGGAAAGGCAGCUUUGGAAAGGUGAGCUCCGCAGCCUUGGACACCAUGAAGAAUUUGAUUGAAUCGUCAAGUUUAAUGUAG